Effrenium voratum is the source of this 1386-nucleotide messenger RNA. NCBI's taxonomy places the organism in Eukaryota, Dinophyceae, Suessiales, Symbiodiniaceae. The record is from the annotation of a GenBank genome assembly.
GUCAAAGCCGCACCAGUACAGGCAAGUAAAUACACACGCAUUCUGUGGGCAUCAGAUCGCGCCCAUCAUGGAGCCUGACACCGUGCCCUACGACCCUGAUGAGGCGGCCUGGUCCACCUGGCAGGUGCCCUCCUACUCCGCCUGCCAGAAGCAAAUGGAUGGCCAGUUCCAGCCUCCAGAGCCCGCGGCGCCAGCGGACGAGUUUGCCCCGACCAUCGCCUACGAGACCUUCGCGGACCCGGUACCGGGGGUGGAUGAUGGCACCCUCGCCUACGAUGGCAAUGGGCCAGGCGGAGUGCCCCAAGAAAGCCGGGGCAUGGCGUCGGCGCCACAAGAGGCGCCGGCGAAGGCUGAGGCUGCCACCCUGGCGUAUGGAGAUACGCUUGUGUUGGAGCCUGAGGAAGUAGCGAGAGAGGAAGCAGCGAGAGCGGAAGCGGCCAGACAGGAAGUGGCCAGACAGGAAGCGGCGGCCAGACAGGAAGCGGUGGCCAGACAGGAAGCGGUGGCCAGACAGGAAGCGGUGGCCAGACAGGAAGAGGCAAGACAGGAAGCGGCGGCCAGACAGGAAGCGGCGGCCAGACAGGAAGCGGCGGCCAGACAGGAAGCGGCGGCCAGACAGGAAGCGGAGGCCAGAGAGAAAGCGGCUAGGGAGGAAGCAGCGAGAAAGGAAGCAGUCAGAGAGUCCCAAGCAGAGACCCAGCAAAUAGAGGUGGGAGAGAUGGAGAAGGAGCACACGGUCGCAAUGCCAGAGAAGCCCGUGACAAGCCCAGCACCAGAGGAGAAGCCCACGCCAAAGUUGCCAAAGGCGGCGGCGAAGUCGCCGAAGGCGGCUGCGAAGUCGCCGAAGGCAGCACCGAGGUCGCCGAAGGCAGCAGCGAAGUCGCCGAAGGCAGCGGCAGCAAAGCCGGGGGCAAAGAAAUCGAGCGGGAGCGCAUCGCGUGCGAAGUCUGGACUGAAGCGCUUGUGGGGGAAGCAGCCACCGCCUCCAGGCUACGUCCCACCAAAGGCGGCUGCGCCAAAAAUCAAGGCUACGCCAGCGAAACGGGCGUCGGCGCCUGCCAGGCCUCCGGUGUCUCUGCCGGCGGCGGCGGGUCACCUGGUGCUUGUCAAGGGCGAUGGUUGGGGCGGUGGUACCGGCGAGUACCAGGCGACCGUGGUGGACGCCGACGAUCUGUCGCUCACAGUCGUGUACAGGGGGGAUGACAAGAGCUGGAAGGAGACGCAUGUCCUGCGAGAGCAUUGCACCUUUCUGGAGCCUGUCCGUGAGGAUACAGCAAAGUCCUCGCGCAGAAGGACCCAUUAGCUUCGGGGCUCUCAGGAUGGCAGCAGCACAGGGGUGUGCAGAAGCCUCGUCUCCUGAGCACAGCAAGCAGCAGCUUGCCCGCG